Lytechinus pictus (painted urchin) is the source of this 3288-nucleotide messenger RNA. RefSeq names its product trichohyalin-like. Gene Ontology annotation, cellular component: Golgi apparatus; Golgi membrane. NCBI's taxonomy places the organism in Eukaryota, Metazoa, Echinodermata, Echinoidea, Temnopleuroida, Toxopneustidae. The transcript is spliced from 23 exons. The record is from RefSeq and is a predicted model, not a curated record. Bases 226 to 2913 code for a protein of 895 amino acids.
CAUUUGGCUGCCGCAGAGGGAGCUCGAAAUCAAUUAAUUGUGUACACAAAUUACGUCUACGUGGGCUGAUUUCGUGAAGAGGAUUGAUGCUAGAAUUCAGGAUGAUCAGAUGAUUUCUUUCACGUUUUGUAAAUGUCUGACAGAAAUCUGAAGAGGUUGAAUACUUGAGCGAGGUGUAUACCACGGCAAUGAUCGUGGACAGUCUACUUAUCAUUUAAAAUCUGCAUGUCUAGUACCAGGUACUCGCAUUCUGUCAAGUUGGAUUUCGGCAGGCAGCCAGCCCUAUCGUUGACCGUCGACAACAUGAUCUCUUCCCGUCGCAGCGGCCGCCCGCUCGGGCAAACCCUCUUCUUCGCAUUGACUUUUCUUGCCUGCCUGUAUGGUGUUUACACAUAUUUUCAGAUUAAAAAAGCUCUCGAUGAAGCAACGAAUAGAACUAUUAAAUAUCAACAGCAGCAAGAUUCACUCACAGCUCAGUUGCAAGUUGUCUACGAACACAGAUCAAGAUUAGAGAAAGCCUUGCAGGUUGCAAAAGGAGAACAGAAGAAAAAUAAAGAAGUAUUUGAACAAAAAAUUGAUGAUGCAAGGCAAGAACAUGAAAAUAGGUACAAUGCUAUCAACAUUCAACAUAAAAUGCUACGAGCUCAAUAUGAUGAUACACAGGAGGACCUUGAGAAGCAGAAAGCCUUAAGUAGAGACCUUCAGAAUCAGCUUGAGGAGCAGAAAGACGAACAUGAGGAAAAUAUAGCUAAAGUGCAGGAAGAUGCAAGCAGGAGGUUACAAGUUUUACAAGCUCAAUUGAAUGAGGCGCAAGGAUCGUUAGACCAACUGACCGACCAGCAUCAACAGACUGUCUACAAUAUGAGACAAAUACAGAAUGAUUUUGGGCAGGUGAAAGCAGAUAGAGACCAGCUAGCACAACAAGUAGAAUCCUUUGUGAUGCAGAUCAACACCCAUCAGACCAACAAUGCCCAGUUGCAGGCUCAACUGGAAGAUUUAUCCCAGAAAAACCUCCAAUACAAGCAACACAUUGAGAGUCUACAAGGAUAUAAACAAGGAGAGCAACAAGAUAAACAACAACAGAAUCCACAGGAUCAACAGCAACAGGUCUUGCUUCAACAGCAGCAACAACCACAGCAACAACAACAUCAGCAGCAGCGUAGAGAAGUUGCCGCUCAGUUGAAUAGACAAGUACCAGGUUUUCCUCAAGUUAACCCGAGGAACCCGUUUGUGCAAAAACAGCAGCAGCAACAACAACAGCAGCAACAACAGCAACAGCAACCACAAUACAACCAGAUGGAUAACCGACAGCUGCAGCAACAGAGACAGGCAUUGCAGAACUUGAGGCAACAGCAGCAGCAACUUGACCUGCAACAACCGCAACAGGGCGGCUACAACAAUCCAGGCCGGGUUCAGUUUGACUCAAGGCAACAGCAGCAGCAACAGCAGCAACCGUUGGGUGGUGAUCAAGGAGUUGGUCAAAGGGUGUUUGACAGACACAGGCAGAAAGAACUCAUGAUACAACGCUACCACCAGAAUGGCAAACCUAUCGAAACAAAUCAAGAAGAUAACCAGCCACAGUAUAAUUUCAACAGAAACAGAUUUCAGCAAAAUGCACCUGAUCAGCAACAACAGCAGCAGCAGCAGCAGCAACAACAACAACAACAACAACAACAUGAGGAACAGGGAUUAGGUAACCAGUUAGCAGAUAAUAGGAGAGGAGAUGUGGGAUUAGACAAGCCAGAAGAAGGAGAAAACCCAAAUGAAAGUAGCAGUGAAAAUGACCAGGGCCAGCAAGCAGUACCAGAUCAAGGGGAUGAUCAAAGAGCUGUAGAUUAUCAAGCUCAUGAGCAACAAGAGAAGGAACUGAAUAAUGAAGGCGAUGAAUCCGAGGAUGAGAAUGCAGAAGCCAAUGAACAAUACCAGAAAGCCCUUCAAGAGAGAAGACAACAGAAUCAACUUCAACAACAAAGACUCAAGAAUCGUGAAAAUCUAGGCGACAGGGAGCAACUCCGAAGACCGGAUGAAUUUCAACGGGGACAGAACCAAGGACGAAACGACAUGGUAGGCGCCGGGCGGGACCAAUUCCAACCCCUCCAGCCGCAUCAGGGCUUCCCUCCAUUACGCCGUACAGACCAAGAGGAUCCGGCAGAACAGAUGCAAAGAGCUCAGGAGCAACAGGAGAUUAGAAGAAUCAAUCAUAAAUUAGAAGAGGAGGAGGAAGAGGAAGGGUUGGAGAUGGAGAGAAGAUUGGAUAGGAAUCAACAAGCAGAAGAGGUCGAGUUAAGGAGAAGACAGCAAGAACAAGCUGCAGAGAUAGCAGAACUUAGAAGGAUUCAUCAAGAAGGCGCUAGAAAUGGUGACGGAGAAAGGAUAGAAGAACAAGGAGAUGAGGUGGAGGAGGAGGACGAUAAAGUCGAGUUGGAGAAAGAUGAAGAGAUGGGUGGAGCAAAUCAAUUUGCACAACCACAAGAUGGAGGCAUGUUUAUAGGCAAUGAUGCGGAGAGACAGAUACAAGAACAAGAGAGAAAACAUAAAGAAGAACAAGGUGAAAAAUUUAGAAUGGAGCAGGAUGGCCGCAGAGAAGAACAAAAAAGAGAAAAUGGUAAAUUUGGAUUACGAGAACAAGAUAAUAAUAUAGAAAAUGGAGAGAAUGGAGGAGAUGCUCAAGUCCAAAUGCCAAAUGCUAUUGAUAUUGGUGAAGGAGCCCCUGAAGAAGAUGAUGAGGAAGCCAACGAUGAUGAAGAUGAUGAGGGAGAUGUACGAAAUGAAGAUGAUAAUAAAAAUAAUGAUCAAAAUAUAAAUAUAGUAAAUCCUGUUUUACAAAAUCCAGGGGAUGAUGAAGAUGAGGAUAAAGAAUAUGACAAUAAUCCCAUGGAAAGAGCAGAUAGUAGAAGAGAAGGAGAUAUGUGACGUUGAUUCACCUCUAGUGCUUUCAAGCAACUUGACUUUUUUAUGAACAAAAUUUCUUCAAGAUAAAGAACAAAUAUUUUAUGUAUGCGAUCUUCCUACCUAUCUUCUGCUGCUAUAAACUGUGCGUUUUAUAGAGAUCCUUUUUCCUGAGACCCUAAAGGAUUUUAGGAUACUAUGAUCUGAAACCGUGGUAGGAGUCCUUGUCCACUUUAAAGGUCUCUUGCGGCCGAUCGGGUCACAGAUCAAGAAGAAUAUGUGAUGCUUUGCUUCAACUCACAUGAACUGCCAUUCAACAGACUGACUGAAGUUGGAGUCGAAGCUCUACUGCUACUGAACAGGUUUGAAGAGAAUACGCAUGAUACUUAGUUCGAAUUC